AGACUACCACAGUACGCGAUCCACAAAGCACCUGAGGUUCACAGAGGCACCUGUACGUGCAUUCGCAACCAUACGCGCAUGCCUAGUUUGGUCUCACACGAGCACUAGUGAAUGAAAGGGGAAGAGCGAAGGACCAUCAUGACUCUCGAGGGAAAACCCACUGCGAACCGUGCGGCGUCCACUACGCAUGCUGCACCUUCCGAGGUAACAGAGCAGGAGCUUCAGUCCAAGCUCUUUAGGCUGGCCAUCCUCUUGGCCACUGCGCUCUCUACCAUCGACGAAGCGACACCUCCAGCGGCAUUACCGUCAGGCUCGAAGCUGCCAUCGUCGGAAAGCUUCGUGAGGCUAUCCGAGCAGCUGCACAACGAUCUGGUGCAGCUAUUCAAUCUGGCGCAAAAGACGGCGACGAACUUGACCCUCGCACUCAAGCCUAGUAGGAAUGCCUUAGCCGCAGCACCCGCUUCGAGCGGGGCUAGCAUCAGUCCAAUUGGAGGACUUGAUGCUGCAAGCCUGACUGCAGCUUCUGCUCAGCUCGACACGUUCUCGUCGGAGGUGUUACCCAAACUCGCCUUCUUGGCACGCAAAGCUGCGGGUGAAGCUCACAUCUUUGUGCGUGCCGCACCUAGAGAGCUCUCGCAGGGAGAGAAAGAUGAAAGGACACGAUUGGAGAAGGAAGUGACUGCCAUGGGGGGCAGAAUUGUGGAUCCAUUCGAAGCUACACCGCCAGCAAAGGUGCCAGGCCUUGGACUGGGACUCAAUCUCACAAAGGCGAUUCGACAUCACGUGAGAGACGUGAUGGAGAGUGUAGCAGGCCUCUGCACUUCAUUGAUGGAUGCCAACACCCUAAAAGUCGUCCACCAAGCCGCAGCUGCCCGGGCACGAGCCGACGGUGUGCGAAACGGACCAAAUGCUACUCAGUCACCGCCACUCAGCGCGAUGGAGGGUCGAAAGAAGGCGCUGGAAGCAACCGCAAAAGUGUGGGCUGCAUGCGACCAAGCGACGAAGGAGCUGCCAACAUCCAAUAGGGAAGUAGUACUGAAGAAAUGGAAGGAGAGGGAGGAAGUAAUGGAGGAUGGGUGGAACGAGCUAAGGGAAGGGGCAGGUGUGGACGAUGCACAGGCUGAGCGAGAUCGAGAAAGCGCCGCAAUGCGGCAGCCAGGCCGCGAUCACACCACAAGUUCCAGCAGGACGAAUGCUGUCGAUCUGCCACUGGAUGAGUCGGAUCCAUUCGCCGCGCUGCAGAACUUGAAGCUAGACGAUGACGAAGCAGCAAAAGCGGCGCGCUUCGUUCCUCUCAUCAAGCUGGGGCGCUUCCUGCAUGGAACGCUGGGUCGUCUACUCAAAUCUGCCCUCUCGAGGCAACAGGAUCAAAGUGUUCUCGACUAUGAUGAGCUCCACCUUCUCGGAGAGCGAAUGUUGGAAGCGCAGGACGAUCUGGUGGCUGCACUGUUGUAUGGCGAGCAAGAGCUGGGCAACGGGCUCGAUUUAGAGGAAGGAGAUGAACAAGAAGCGGAAGAGGAAGCAAUAGAAGACGGCGGGGCUAGCGGCACCGAGGGCGAAAACAGUGACGAGGAGCAAGCGACAACACUUUCAGGUGCGGUCAACAUUUACGUCAAGAUCGCCCUGCAGCUCGUACAUGAGAGCGGUGUCGAUGCAUUGCUAGAACAUGCAGAGUCGGCAGCACUCGCACCGAAGGCUUCCUCGGCUUCGCAUCAAACAGCUGUCAAAAACGUGCGGAUAUGUGUAGAGGAGAUGAGCAAGCUUGGAAAGAGUCUGGCUGAGCAGAGCGAAGCGGAUGGUUGAAGCCGAUGUGGACAAUGAAGAUGACGCGAUCAUAGCCCUGCUGCUUGACAGCCUUCAGCCCCAAGCACCACGCUGCAUGCCUUGAGUCAAGCAUGGCUGUGUCCGACUGAUGAGCUUUCCUGAUUGUGGAUUGGACGCUGUGUGGCCAGGACAGGGAUAACCUUAACGAUCGCUGCACACACGAAAGAUGUGCUUCCGGCGCGUGCGGGCGGUUGUGU
Messenger RNA from Ceraceosorus guamensis, 2021 nucleotides. RefSeq lists its product as hypothetical. The transcript is spliced from 2 exons. Gene Ontology annotation, cellular component: nucleus. The record is from RefSeq and is a predicted model, not a curated record. NCBI's taxonomy places the organism in Eukaryota, Fungi, Basidiomycota, Exobasidiomycetes, Ceraceosorales, Ceraceosoraceae. Gene Ontology annotation, biological process: regulation of cell cycle. Bases 139 to 1803 code for a protein of 554 amino acids.